This is a messenger RNA of Xyrichtys novacula (pearly razorfish), 11110 nucleotides long. NCBI's taxonomy places the organism in Eukaryota, Metazoa, Chordata, Actinopteri, Labriformes, Labridae. The record is from the annotation of a GenBank genome assembly.
ACAGGGAAGGAGGAGAGUGGCGGGUGGAGUUUGGAUUCAAGAGAAAACUGCUUUUGUAAAGAGGAGAGAAGAAGAAAGAAGAGGAGAAGUGUUCUUUUUGUGUUCAUUUUUGUUGUUCUGCGGUGCAACAUGUGUUUAAGUUUGGUGAUGCUGCUACUCUGGGUCUCCCAAACUAAGACUUCAAGAGUUUGGGACCAACGGGAAGCAGGUGAGCUGUGUUUAUUUUCUCUCCAUCACUGCUAUAACGUUCCCACCUGUGCUCACUGCAACUGGUCUGCUCUGUCAAAUAAUACAGAUGCAUUCAUAUGAAGCCUCUGCAAUUGAGCUUUGCAUGCAAGUACUUGAAAUAUCUCAAAAAUAUCUGCCUUUUUUUCGUUUGUUCUUAAACUCAUUUUCUUAUGGUAGCUUCAUGCUACUGUUGCUAUUUUAAUCCACCAUAAACCACAGAACUGCAGCAGAGCUCUUUAUGGGGCAACAAGUGGGCACACCAUACGCAAAGAAGCGACUGACCUAGUUUACAACAAAGUCCACAAUUAACAUACCCUCUUCCACAAGCAUGCGACUGAGUCUAAACAAGAAGCCACAAACAGCCAUGUCUCAGGUUUAAAAUUAGACAUAGACUUGGUUUUUCUUCUUGCUACCCAUUAGACUCUGGCAGAGAAAUUAAAGCGCUGUUGGGUUUAGUCUUUUACAUAAUUCUUGACAAUAGGAUUUGGGGAUUUGUUGGAGGAGUGCCCUGGACUUUCUUUGUUCUUUUCUUUGUUCUUGUCUGUUUUUGUGGAAUUUGGUCACUUUAUAUUUUGUCUUUAUUGCUUUAGAAAAUGAGUUCUGUCAUGCAAUAGUCCUGCUGUCCUGCUAGGGAAAUGCUGCAGAUGAAAUAGCUUCAUAGAUUUUUUGCAGCAUGUUCUCAGCCUUCAAAAUGAGAGGACAGAUAGCUGUUUACCUAACACACCCUCCUGUCCUGUGCCUAAUUUGCUCUUCUCUGCCUUCUCACUGCAGUUUUAAAAUGUGAUUCUUUUCUCCAGAGAGCCACUAACAGCAUCUGAACCAGACUGUAAAAACACAAAAGCCUUCUGCUGAAAAUGAAUUGUAUACCCUGUGAUGACCUCAGUGUUUGGCCCUCUGUCAUUGGUCCUGUUGAGAAGUUUGUUUAACAAAUAGCCUGAAGCAGAUCCAGACAUGUUGGAGCUGAGCAAAGUCCAAAAGAAUGAGAAACAGCAUGAGAAGGAUUUGAAGAUUGGAUCAUAGAUGGGAUGUUAUUGUCUGCUGAUCCCAGGUUGUCUUUUGUUUGACAAAGCCCAUGCUUGUGUUAUAGGAAAACUAAAAUGGCAUGAACAAAAACAUUCAUCUGCCAACAGGGGAAGCAACUGGCUCUUUGAAUCCUGAUGUAAUUUAGACCAGUGUUAGCGUUCUUCAUUUAUUUCUCUUAUCAGACAAAAAAAAGCUUAAAAUAACAUUUUUAAACUUCCAGGCAAUGGUUUGGUUUCACCUUUCAGAGAUUAAAGAGAUGCAAUCAGACAGUUGACCAAAUAUGGAGUGUCUUUUGUCUCUUUUGCUUUAUAUUGAAAUCUAACAGGUUGGCCAGUCAUGGGGAUGUUGGUAAUGAAAACCAUCAUUUUUCCUUUUCAGGGUCGUUUGUAAAAAGGAGCCUCCUUUUAAAGCAUUAAUAGUAAUUGUUUCUUGAGUAUGUCAGUUGCUUGUUUCUGGCCAAAAAAUUUACAGAAAUCAGCAUCUUGAUCCUUUUAAAACAGAAGAUGGGAAUGUUUAAUUAAAGCACACUCUUUGGAACUGGAAUGGUAUUACAGUGUGGAUAAAAAAUUGCACAUCUGUAUUUCAGCCUUGAAAUGAACUAUACAUGCUGUUUGUGGACGAUGUUAGGGAGUGUGUGCCAGCUCCUCCAGCCUGUGCUCAGGAAGGGUGUGUUCUUUCAGACCACUCAGAGCUGACCGCUCACAGAAAAAGGACACUAAACGUUGAGGUUUGGUAGCUGCUAAAAGAGUGGGCAGAGGUCAGUUCCCUGGUCGACACAGCUGCCCUUUCACUGCCUGUAUAAUUAAAAGUAAAAGUGGCCCCUUUUGUCAUUCUGGGUCUUUAAAAUAUGCAAAUUGUCAUCUACUGUAUCCUCUCCUUGCAUGCAUUAAAACAUACAUUAACCAGCUUGAACCAAACUUGUAUCACUAUUUCAGAAACAUACUGUAGUUGUUUUUAAUAACAUAACAUCAUUUUACUAAUUGAUGUAACACAACAGUAAAGACGAGUGACUCCUGUCUUUGUGUUUUGGUUAAAGCUGCUGGCUGUGAUGGCUGUGAUGUGGAUAAUCAGGGCAGAUGUUUCAAUAUGACCCACUUCAAAUCAAGUAUACUCACCCCUCCCAUCUGCAUUACUCUCAAUUACUGUGCAUCACACCAUCUCCCUCUUACCUCAUGGAUGCCAUAACAGGGUGGAGGCAAAUCUCAGUAAUCACACAUGGAGGUUUAAUUUAUGAACUGCCACGCACGCCUUGACGCACGGCUUAAUUGAAUCAAAGGGUGGAGGGAAACGCUCAUGAACAAAAACAACAUGCUCCCUGCUCAGGACAUUUGGUUUGUCUCUUAAGGAACUUGCUGGAUGACGUAGUGUACUUCAGAUGGCUGAAGAGGACACCAGUGUUAUAAUGUGAUGGUUAAAGCAGGCCAUGCCAGUUUAAUGUCCCACACAGGCUGAACUCUAGGGUUUGGCGCGAGAUGUGCCCUCCCACACUCAGAACAAAAUGUAGGCACCAGACCAAAGUCAACUAACAUUUCACUGACAUAAGAGGAGUUGGGCACCAGCAUCCUGAAGGAUCAUUUAGAAAGCAAAUUUGCCAUAUUUCAUAUUUUUAAUCAUGUUUUUUCAGCCUUUAUACUGUAACUGUUUUAAUAAUGAACAACAAACUAUGUUAUAAGGUUAAGUAUCUUGUCUAUAAACUUGUAAGCUUUGUCUGCAUUUAAGUCAGUCUGCUCCAACACUGACAACAUUUUUAUAAUUACAUUCAAUUUCAGCAUAACACAUUGUAAUAUAAGGAUCAAAAUUGAAUUCAUUACAGUUAUUAUCAAGCCAUUUACUUCACAUCUUUGAGCUGCUCCCUGCUCCUUUUGUGACUUGAUUUGAUUAGAUAGUUUUUUUUUUUUUUAAAUACUCCAAAACUGCUUUAUCACAAACAUUUCCCCGACAGUGUACUUACAACCUCUGGACAGCCCUAAUCUCAUGUUUGCCUGUCCUCAGAUGCUUUAUUUUGCAACACAUUUAAAUCAGUCGAGCGUGAAAAUCUGUGCAGGGCAGAAAUUAGCAUCUCAGCCAUUUCCCAAUCAUAGUUAGAAAACCAAAAGUUAAUUGGCAGGUUUGAAUUUCAAGAUUUCAAAAUAUGAUCUGAACUUAAGGCUUAACGAUAAACCGAAAAUUUACCGAUACCAAAAUUUGGUUUUGGAUAUGUGUGGGUAGGCCAUGGUUUUAUGUCCCUUUGAGAUGCUGAUUCCACCCCAUUCAGUCCGUAACAAAGAGGGAAAGACAGGUGAGGAGAUGGAGGACGAUUCAAAAGUUGUAGCAGCUGAAGUAGACAAAGUUAAUGUGGGAGGGGGUGAGCACCUUGUGGAAAGUUAUCAUCCAUUUAUCAUUAUAGAGGUGAACUGCUCAAUAUAUUGUGAUACUGAUUUAAAGCCAUAUCGCCCAGCCCUGUCUGAACUCUAAUAUUAAUGCACUGGAGGGGAACUAGGAGGUCAUGUUGUUUAAUUUGAAUCAGGUGUGAACAACAGGAACUGGAAAACAGGUGACUUUAGGGUGGAGAAAGGACCAUUAUACACAAUAUAGAUUCAGGAGAGAAUUUUAUGGUGCAUUUAUUGAGAAACUGAAGGUAGAAUGCACAAAACUUUUUUGACUUAGAAUUUGAUUAUAUUUCUGUUACACACACAGGCUGACUGUACAACAGAAAACAAGAAAUGCCCUCUCUCUCCAUUUGGUUUCGGAAAAUAGAUUUCAAAAAUGGCCCUUGCUGGUGUAUCUGGAAAGCAAACAUUAUUCUACACUGGCAACCUUAAAACAGAUUUGAACUAGUUUGGUACCAAAAUAGCUUCACUAAAUUUACUCACACGUAUUUAUACCUGUUUGUCAGUUUUUAAGCCAGCCAAGCGGUCUUGAACACAUUUGUUUAAGCCAAUAGGUAUAUAUUUAUAUACUUAUAUUUAUAAAUUCAGCGAGUGUAGUAGACCCACAUCACAGUCUUAGUAUAGAUGUACCAGCAGGUAUGCCCUUACCACAUUCAGGAACUAAGGAUAAACCAGGAGCGUGUGGUUUUUGGCAUGUGGCUCAAAAAGAGCAAGAUGUCAAUAAAAAACACCCCAAACUUUAAAACAAAGUCUACCUAACCCAGUUUGCUUACUAUAUGGUGAGCACUUUUUAUUGGUUUUGACAGUCCCAUCUUUCCAGCUCUACAGGUUUGCAUUGUUUUUUUCCUCAUACUGUACAUUAUUGGCUGUAACUCACAAGGCCAACAUUAAAUAUUCAAAAGCAAACAGCUAUGUCACAUUUGGCUGAUUGAGCACUGAGCCUGUAAACUGUAAAUGUUGCUCUUCUGAAAGCUCUUGACAGACUAUGGUGCUGUUGCCAGGGGAAAAAAAAGCUUUGGUGUAAUGUUUCAGUGGACACAGAGGAGGAUAUAAUGCUCAUAUCAUUACCUCACAACACGCUGACCUCAUAUUUCUUCUUUUGCACAGAUGUGUGGUACAAUGUGAUCUCACAGCAGCCCGGAGGGUCAGCUGGAGGGGACAGUCAUCCUCAUAGGGCUCAGAGGUCCCUUCCAGGCCAGGCUGUCCAAGGUGGAGGACUUACCAUUGAUACCCUGCCAAACAACAUGACACGCGUAGUGGUGAGUGCUGCACCACACUGUUUGCCAUUACAGCAACAGGCGUGACAUUUAUUAUGCCUCUGCCUUUGUUAUUUUUGUUUGAGCUGAAGUUAAACGCUGCCCUCUUUUGGAAAAAAAAACAACACUUUUUCACUCUUUCACUUGGAGAAUAAAUGACAUCAUAGGAUUUUACUUUUAUCAGAGUGAACUUUUAAUGCCUCAGUGACACACUCCCUGAACACAAUCACUCCAUUACAACCUCUAAUUCCGAUGUUUUUCUUCCUGUUAGGAGGAUUCUGGCAAGUAUUACACAUGGCGUAGCUACGGCCCAGAGGACCAGCGCACACAGGAACUCUGGGUAGACAUGAACGACGUUCGACAUGGACAAGUGAGGGUCCAUGGCAUCCUGUCAAACUCAUACAAGCAGGCCGUGGUGAGUCACACACAUGUAAAAUGACCACAAACCCUCAUUUAAGUAUUAUUAUGGCCGAAAUUUUUAAUUAAGCCACAGGUUUAUUUUUAAACGCUAUUUUUAAGAAUGUCUUAAAUAACUUUGAUUGGGUGACAGUUAAUUUUAAUCUGGUUUUAUGGUCAUAGGACACAGAGAAAAAAGAAAACAAAGGGGAGGGGGGGAGUCCUCGGCAAUAAUGUCAUUAAAUCAACACAUCUUUGACAACGCUCUAACAAAAUGCACUGCAGCAAAGAUACUUCUGUUUUGUUCAAAACAGAAGUAUCUUUGUUUAAAGGUAAGAAACAUCCUGAAAAAAAAACUGAUAUAUGUCAGAAUGCUCGCUCAUUAUUUGUUUAGUAUCAGCAUUUUCUUUUGUCUGUGUAUUUGAUAUCGAAGUAAUGAAGUUGGGGAUGUAGUUUAGUGGUAGACUCUUGGUCUGUAGAUCAGAAGGUUCCUGCUUCAAAUCUUAAUACUUCUUGCGUACAAUAAACACUUUAUUUGCACCAUGUUUGCAACACUGAAACAGUUGCACCGAAUUCCUUAAGAAAAAGUUAGAUCUUUUUAAAGAAGAGGGGACUUAAACUGAAGAGGGAAGACAGAAUUAAAGACUUCAUUAAUAGUAAAGGGAGGAAAAGUUUGUGUAAAUUGAACUUGAUAUAAGCAAUUCCCAAUCAAUCCAAUAUAAACAUAGGUACAAAAAAAGUUUUUUUCACAAGAUGAUGAGAGAGGUAGGGCCCAGGUUUUACAUUUAUUCAUAUACCAGUAGACCUGAACAUGGAUAUUACAAUUUAGAUUAGUAGUAUGCAAAUAGAUACGUCAGCAUGUCUAUACUUUUGUGAAUGAAUGUCUGUUACAAGUCAGUGGACUCUACACUAAAGUAUUAGACUAAAAAAUCCUCGGUCUGAUGUUACUCUUGGCUCCGCUCUCAGGAGUUGAUUAAACGCUGCCGCUCUAGCUGUCUGAUAGAGCUAAAUGAUUUGUGAUAAUCAAUGCAAUUAACAGAAGUAAAAGACUGACAGCUUGAUGCACUUUAAAGUUAGGUUUUGAAUAAACUGAGCUGCUCCUCUGCGUGCUGCAAACAUACCUGACUGAAUUUCUAUAAAAUUUCAACACCUUAACAAAGACAUGUUAGCUUACUUACAGCUUUGGUUUUAAUUAAACUGAACUUUAUUCAAUAUGAGAUUUUGGUCUGUUUAUGAACAUAUUCAUCUUAAUCUUAUUCAACAUUUUGAUCUCUCUUUUUUAACAUUUUAACAUGUUUUAAAAAAAACCUUAAAAACCAAUGGUAUUGAUAUCCUGAAAUUAAAAAAUCUCAGGAUAUCAAUAAAGGUGCUACUGACUGUGAUUAGCAAGCGAAUAAUGGAGUGGGAUCAAGUAGCUUUAUAUUUCUGUCUGUGUUUUGAUCUGCACAGGGGUGAUCUCUCAAACAGUAUUUAACUGCAGAUCAGAAGGCCAACAGCUCAAGUCUGAGUGCCGUCUAGUUGUGUAUUUUUUAGUGUUUUAUCAACAGUGGAUUUUAGUUUCAAUUAUGAAAACCAACACUAAACUGUUUCAAAGAAGCCGGGACUUGUCAGUUUGAAUCUACAGUACAUGCCUGCCUGAUUCUGUUAGUUGCUGGCAGGUCUUCACCUCUCCUGUUCAACACCUGGCUUCUACACAAGCCACACAGCUCACAUUAACAAGAUUUGGUGGAACAAAUAGUCCUGUUCUCUCAGAAACCAAGGGUUAUUACAAAGAAACUGGAUUGGGUGUUCACAGAAACAACUAAAACUGCACCUUAGGGUAAAAACUUUAUUCUAGGGUAAUGACUUUUAUCAUGGGUUUGAGUUGGAUAUGUUUGCUCAGUUGAUCUUUAUACUUAUCAUGACAGCAUUAAGAUUCAUUAAUUUGAUUUAAUGUUGUUGUUGGGGUUUUUUUUUGCAAUUUGUCUAUUUCUAAACAUAACAAUGUGUGUGGGGGUAUAGCUCAGGGGUAGAGCAUUUGACUGCAGAUCAAGAGGUCCCCAGUUCAAAUCUGGGUGCCCCCUUGUUCGCUCCAGACUGGAAUAUGAGUCCAGCCAUUAUCACAGAGGGUGGUAAUAGACCAGUAAAGUGCUGGUUUGUGUGAAUGUUGAAGUUUGUUGUUAAUGUGUGCUCUUGAGUAAAUUGUUUAAAAGUCAACAGAACUCAGAGAAACAGACUGAUUUUGGAACAACUGAUGAAGCAACAGGGUUUAUCCAAAUGUGAACUUCCAGUGAGAGACAACAAAUUCUGUUGCCCAAGCACAAACCAACUUUUUCGAUUUCCUUUCAGUACAAAAAAAAAAGAACUGAAUACUCCAACUUCAUGACUUAAAAUCUCCCUUCAGAAGAUCAGUCAGUUCAAAAUAAACUAAGUUUACCUAAUAAACAUGGCAAAAAAAUGGAUACUAAAACAUAUCUUCUCUGCCUGUUUUUACCCCUUUUCCCUGCAGAGAGUUGCCUUGUCAUUCGCCUUCCCUUUUUAUGGGCAUUACCUGAGGCAGAUCACCAUAGCAACAGGAGGUACUCUUCCUUUUUAUAACAGAUGUUCAAGUGACCUUAACUACAUAUUUUCGGAGUACAGGAGUGUAACAGGCUACUCAUGCUGCACAUCUAACAUGUUUUCCCAUCUGGUCAUGUUUUAGGGUUCAUCUUUACAGGAGACAUCACACACCGUAUGCUGACCGCUACACAGUACAUCGCCCCUCUAAUGGGUAACUUUGACCCCAGCUACUCCAAAGACUCCACAGUGCAGUACCUGGAUAAUGGUAAAAUGCUAACAAAUGUUGAAGCAUGUCUCACUUCUGAGAUGUACUGGAUUAUCCGCAUUGUCUGACUAGUGUUGGAUAUCUGCUGUUUGCAGGUGAGGUGUUUGUGGUCCAGUGGGAGCAGGUCAGGCUCCCCGGAAAAGAGUCAGCAGGAGCCUUUACGUUUCAGGCUGCGCUUCACAAAUCAGGAACCAUUACCUUCAGCUACAGAGAUGUGAGAAACACCCCCCUCUUUGGUCUCAUAUUCACUUUCUAAACCUCUUCUCUAUCUAAUCCCUAUUCCUCUUUUGACUUGUUUAUCAGAUUCCUCUGUCGUUAGAUCUUAUCAGCUCAGCUGACCAUCCUGUAAAGGCCGGUUUGUCUGAUGCCUUCAUGGUCACUACACCUUCCUCUCCAUCUCAAGGUCAGAAAUGAUGCUUUUGUCUGUAGUGAACUCUCGUGAACACACUGACAUAUUGAACUCUGUGAUUUUUCUGACACAGACGGGGAAAGGCGGACCAUUUACGAGUACCAUCGGGUCGAGAUUGACACAACUAAGAUCACCAAUUACUCUGCUGUUGAGUUCACUGCACUGCCAAGUAAAGGAUCCUCAUCUAUCACAGUAUUGGAUCACAUUAGCUUAAAUAUUUACUGCCCUAUUUUUCUCAGAUGAAAUAUCACUUAUUAAUCUUUGUAGGAUGUACGACUGUUACUUGGAAUUUGCAAUUACUAAAGUUUAUAUCUGGAGACUUGCUAGGGUAGACCGAAGAUGGUUGUAACUAUUUUUGCUUCAGCACCUGUUACUCACUACAUUUUUUUAGCUCAAAGUUUUCGCAUUUGUAUACCAAAAAAUUUGAGCCAAAAGAAUAAAAUACAAAAGGGAAUCCUGUGGGAGAAUAUCAUACACCUUGUGAGGUGAUCCUUAUGUGACUAAUAGCCAAAAUAUGCAAAAGCAGAGACCACAACAUGUGAAAGAGGUUUGCUAAAGUAAAACAAAAGCGAUUGAAUGAUUCCGCUUUUCCUGUGAGUGACCACAACUUUGAUCUACUUUCUGUUUGACUCAGACGUGUGUGUGUGAACGUGUUGGAGUGCAUCAACUAGUCUUCCUGAGCAGAAUCUUUUUUUUUUUUUGCCAUGUUAAAAAUCAACCUCACUUAUCAACCAGUUCAGUGAGCUGUAUCAGUUUAGUGGUUUGAAGAUAGACUGUAAAGAAUUCAUGACAUUUUGCCUGAAAACUACAAUUUAACUCAAUAUAUCAUGAGAUUUUAUUGGCAAUAGUGUGAGUACAAAACAAAAUACAGAGAUUAAAAAUAUUUACUUUAACUUUACUUUCAUACAUCAAAGUCUGUACAAACAAGACAAAGCCUCAAAAAUCAUCUUCACCUAACUGAAAUGAUCAUGGGACUUCUGGCUAAAAUGGUCAUAUUGCAACUCUUCUCUUGUUACAAUCAUCCCCGGUCUCCCCUACAUUUUUCUUUGAAUGAUAAUAUUAGCACGGAUAGGUUGACAUGUUUAUAUGUGUCCUAACCAACAAUUUUUUAUUAACUGACUUCUGUAUUUCGGACACCCCUGCAACCUAACCCGUGCAAGGAUUCUGAGUGACUUCUGAGUGAUUGCUUCUGUAUUUUCCAUUUUUAGUCACUAAUUUAUUAGAUUUAAGCUUGUCUUUAGAUAUACUGCUAUGAUCAGUGGUAUUCGCCAUAAAAAAGGAUGAAUAAAGCCUUUCUCAUCUUAUACAGAAAUACUUUUUUCUUUCUUUCUGUUCAGCCUGCCUGCAACAUGAAAGCUGUGAACUCUGCCUCUCUUCAAACCAAACCUCUGGCUGCAGCUGGUGCAAUGUGCUGCAGAGGUGAGUGCAGUGUUGGCCGAGUACAGAUAAACUUAAAUUCGGUGCAGUUUGAACCUUGAGUUACAAACAUGCUGUGUGUUUUAGGUGUUCUGAUGGCAUGGACAGACACAGACAAGAAUGGCUAGACUAUAGCUGUUCAGAGGAGGUACUGCUGAUCACCAGGAGUGAAUAUCUGGUUGUUUGCUGUCUGAGACUUACAAAUGUUUUUGUUACUUAGAGUGAAGAUGGAGCCUGUGAUGAGUACUCUAGGGUCGACAGCUCUACUAGUUCCUCUAUCAUACCGGAAAUUGAGAAUGAGACCCCUCUGACUCCCCUACAGAAAGGCUGUAUAAGUGAUGGUGGGUCAAGAUACUAUUUCCUGUUGUAUAAUGAUUAAACUGCAACAUGUUUUUUUAAGUGCCAUGAAAUUUAUAAAAAAGUGAAUGCAUGCUCUUCCCUUUCAGAUGAGACCAAACAUCAUAUAUUUAAGACAGGAAAUGGUGAGUUCAUACUUGAGAAAAAAUGUGUUCGGUUCUAUGAAAGGGUACAACCAAUAAUCUUUCUAUUACACAGAUGUGAGGACAGAUUCUUCAUCCAGGGGUGACGUGUUGGCAAACACAGGAGUGAUAGCGGGUAUAGCAGCUGCACUGGUGUUACUUUUGGCUCUGAUUCUUGUCGCUCUUUACAUUAACUAUCAUCCUACUUCUGCAUCACCACUGUACCUCAUCCAGGUGAGCACUGAGUGUGUCCUACACCUGUCCUGACAGAAGCAAGACAUGCCUUUACUGUAUCACAUUGUUACAUCAUGUUUUUUUGUUUUUUGUAGCGUCGAAAGAACUACUGGCCUUCCUUGAAGUUUAAGAAGCCGCAGCCUGGUUACACAGAAGUGGAGGGCGAAGGUCAUGAAAAGGCCUGUAUUGUUGAAGCUGGGCCAUGUUGAAGUUACUGAUGGAAACACAAGAGACUAGAAUGAACCCAGUUUAUACAUUUUUAAUCACACUCUUAUGCCCAAAACAAGUCAGCCUUUACAUUCUGUAUAUAAGUUUUUUAAGCAACCCGGGGUUCCAAUAAAAAGACGAACUUAUUGCAACUGUUGAGGUUGGUAAGUUUUGUUUGAUAUCAAAUUGUUUCAAUAGAAGUGAUCAUUUCUGCUGGAAUAAAUUAUUCAUUUUAAAAUGUGACCAAAUAUGACUGCAAUAAAGUGCAAAACAAUUCUGAAAACCCCAAA